UCGCUGCUAGUUUUGGACUGUGUCGUUCCCGAGAAGCAGUUCCCGACAAGAGGAUCUCUGUGACUUACCUAAAGAUGGAGGAAGGUACUUCUUCUGGUUCACGUCGAACACGUUCUCAGGUUGCUCCGGACUGGACACUCAAAGACUGUCUGAUCCUCGUCAACGAGAUAGCUGCAGUUGAAUCAGAUUGUUCCAAUGCUUUAUCCAGCUUCCAGAAAUGGACAAUUAUUUCUCAGAACUGUAACGCUUUGGAUGUAAACCGAACUCUAAACCAGUUCAGGAGGAAAUGGGAUUCUAUGGUCUCUGAUUACAGCCAGAUUAAGCAGUGGGAGUCCAAAGAAAGAGGCAGUGGCCAUUCGUAUUGGUCCCUGAGUGUUGAUAAGAGGAAGAAACUGAAUCUCCCUGGGGAUGUAGAUAACGAGAUUUUCGAAGCCAUCAAUGCUGUUAUGAUGAUCCAAGAGAACAGAACUGGGAGUGAACCUGAUAGUGAUAGUGACCCGGAAGAGCAAGAAGAUUUUGACGUUAUUGAUGUCACUGCUGAGUUAGGAUCAAAAAGGUCAAGACAGCGAACUGUAGUCGUCAUGAAGGAGAAUCCACCACAGAAGAGAAAGACAGAAGAGGAGUCACGGAGGAACCCAGUUCUGGAGAAACGUGCAAAAGCAAUCCAUCAGAAGAAGACUAUGGAAGAGAAGAAGCCGGUGGUAGAAAUCUCCACGGAUGAAGAAGAGGAGGAAAACACGAUGAGCAUUGAAGAGGAGGUCAAAGCGUUGGAAGCGAAGCUAGAUGAGAAAACGGACAUGAUACAUGCAAUUGUCGGGAGAAAUAUAGCAGAGGGAAGUGGAAAAGAGGAUGAUGUUGGGAUUGAAGACAAGUUAAAGUUUGUGAAACAGCAAGGAGAUGAGCUAAUCGCUUGUUUCAGUGAAAUUGCUAAUGCUCUUAACAGGCUCCGUGAAGUCCAAGCUGAAUAACUUUUAGCUGUAGAUUUUAUUAUGUCAAGGCUUUUGCUUCGUUGGAGUUAGCUGAUUGUGUAGUGUUUCAAAAGACUUAUGUUGCAGAAAAGCUGUCUUUGUCAUAUACACUUAUUAGAAAGUACAAAAUAAAACGACUUCAC
This is a messenger RNA of Eruca vesicaria subsp. sativa (arugula), 1111 nucleotides long. Lineage: Eukaryota; Viridiplantae; Streptophyta; Magnoliopsida; Brassicales; Brassicaceae. The record is from the annotation of a GenBank genome assembly.